Molecule: messenger RNA, 418 nt
Organism: Schistocerca nitens (vagrant locust)
Lineage: Eukaryota; Metazoa; Arthropoda; Insecta; Orthoptera; Acrididae
Exons: 2
Coding region: 62-418 (118 amino acids)
Source: RefSeq, a predicted model, not a curated record
CUGAACACUAGUGCAAAGGGAAGCAAAUUGAACACAUUGCAUUAGCCUCAUUUGACCUUGCAUGUUACUACAGCAGAAUCUCAAUGAAUGGUGGAGGUUCAUGUAUCUAUGUAAAAAAAGGGAGCUAACACCAUCACUGGGGGAGUGCCUGCGCGUGUUGUGCCAUGAGCUUUGUGCUGAUGGGCUGGUGACUUCAGACAUUCCUGAUGCAGUUUGCAGCAGCAUUGACAAUGCCUCUCAACACUUUCCUGAUCCAGCAGAGGUUGACCCAUGGAGAAGAUGUCACAACAGGCUGCUGUCCUGUGCUGCGCAUUCUUACCAUCACUCAGAGUCUGCAAGCAACCCACGCUACUACCACCUGGAAUCGUGGGAGGAAAGCUACCAUGGCAGUCAAGAAUCCCUUGUACCCACUUCAUAA